AAACAAUUUGAUUUUGAACGUUUCGAGUGAAAUUUUUGCGGGAAUUCAAAUCCUGUUGCUGUUUUAUUUAUUCCUAUCAUCUAUCCUAUUUGUUCGUUUGUUCUAAUAUGUCUUCACAAAUCUCUCGACUUGAAAUAGAAUAUAAAGACCAUUCUGAAAAGUUCCUUAUAACAACACAAAACUAUCAGAAGCAAUUCUCGCAUCUCUACGCCUACCGGCUGAAUGAAUGCACUAAACUUCUAACACCAAAGGUUCUAGCAAAAUGGGGCACAGAGUAUCCUAUUAAGAAACUCUGUGAACUUCGCGAGGAUGUCUCCGAAAAAUGCAUCUUAAUCGGUACUUUGUUUAAGCACCAAGCAUUCAAGCCUAGUAUUUUGAGAGAAAUUUCGGAGGAGAAUCAACUGGCACCACAACCUCAGCGGCAACACUACGCGAAUGCAGAAGAUAAACUUAUUUUGGAAGAUGAACUGCAAAGAGUUCGUCUAUUUGGAGAAAUUGAUGUGCGUUUCAUGGCCACUGGAGUGGUUUGUGCAGUUCUCGGCACAAUUGAAGACGAUGGAAAGUUUGUGGUGGACGAAACAAUAUUUCUAGAAAGUGGACCCCAGCGUACUUUGGGUGCACUUCCUAAACCAGCCAGUAUUGUGCUUAUAUCAGGCUUGAAUCAGAUCCAUUGUCACGAGUUCAGUGAUUCGCUUAAUAUGUUCCAGCAAUGGCUAGCCGGAAACAUCGACCCAAGGACAAAGCAUUGUGUUCGUCUGAUAAUAGCCGGGAACUCAGUGCGCUCUUGUGCGGAAAAGAAACAAUUUGGUUUGCAAAUGAAGUCCAGUGAGUCAAAUGAUACAGUUCUUGCUGUAAAGAACUUGGAUAAAUACUUCGCCAGCUGGUCACAAUCUAUUUACAUCGAUCUGAUGCCAGGAGAGUUCGAUCCUGCUACAUUCAUGCUGCCGCAGCAACCCUUCCAUCGAUGCAUGUUCGCCGAAGCUGCUAGGAACUCAUCUUUUCACAGUGUCUCCAACCCGUAUGCCUGUGAGAUUGGUGAUCGUUUGGUGGUUGGUACUUCAGGCCAAAACGUAAGAGAUCUAUUGCGAAAUACAAACCUUGACGACCCACUGGAAGCCCUACGUUCCACUUUGCGAUGGGGCCACAUUUCACCCACAUCACCAGACACCUUGGCAUGCUAUCCUUUCGUUGAAAACGAUCCAUUUAUCAUAACCGAGUGCCCGUCAGUGUAUUUUGUGGCUAAUUGCGAUGAGUUCAAGACCGACAUGCAUACUGGAAGCGAUGGCCAGAAGACCCGCUUAGUAUGUGUCCCGGAAUUUUCAAAAACCCAAAGCGUAGCUGUUGUCGAUUUGAAUUCGUUGGAUUGUAGAAGUGUUUCCUUUAAAGUUAUCGAAUAAAAAUGCUUAAAUUUUCUGUUGUAUA
Molecule: messenger RNA, 1422 nt
Organism: Eupeodes corollae
Lineage: Eukaryota; Metazoa; Arthropoda; Insecta; Diptera; Syrphidae
Gene: PolD2
Product: DNA polymerase delta subunit 2
Exons: 1
Coding region: 108-1397 (429 amino acids)
Biological process (GO): DNA strand elongation involved in DNA replication; DNA replication
Cellular component (GO): delta DNA polymerase complex
Molecular function (GO): DNA binding
Source: RefSeq, a predicted model, not a curated record